AUGUCUACCGCACCACCCCCCCCCCCCCGCACACCAACGCUCCGCACACAAAUCAACACAAAGGACCGAAUAUUAAAACACACACUCUUUGUCGUCCGCGCUCCGCAGCUUUGCAAUCGCACUAUACAAACCGAGAGCACCGCUUUCUUGUCCACACACGAAACACAACCUUCCGACAAAAUCCACCUUCACUGCCAUAAACCCAGUGCACAUUUCAACAUCCCACACCCAACCGUCCCGCAACCAACAAUGCACACACACGCACACACACACACACCCCCUUGCCCAGCAUGA
This is a messenger RNA of Chondrus crispus (carragheen), 294 nucleotides long. RefSeq lists its product as hypothetical. NCBI's taxonomy places the organism in Eukaryota, Rhodophyta, Florideophyceae, Gigartinales, Gigartinaceae. The transcript has a single exon. The record is from RefSeq and is a predicted model, not a curated record. The coding region runs from base 1 to 294 and encodes 97 amino acids.